AUGAAGUUCGUUGCAGUUACGGGUGCGCUCGAAGCAGUGCGGUGGACCGUAGCGAUUAAGAUCGAGGCGGGUGGAGGACCCUUGGUAGCACUAGCACCACUCAUCGCUGCAGUUCACUAUGGACUCACCUCGAUCUCAAUCGGUAGCCUCUCGGCGAUGCUUCGAGCGCAGCCGCCUACGCAGCUGCAUCCAGCUUCAUGUCGUUUUGUGGUUUCCCGCUGUCGCUUCACCCAGUUGCAAAAAAGAGGGAAAUUCCUGACGAUGGGACUUUUCUCGCACCUGGUGACCAUGUGCGUUGGUGUGUACGGCGGUGCAUUUCUUGCACAAAACUAUGAAAUAGGAAAGGUCCCAUCGUUAUCAGAGUUGGCGAAACAAUUUGAAGGAUAUCUUCAAAACUACGCAAAGGAUUUAAAAAAGGACAAAUAA
Necator americanus (New World hookworm) is the source of this 426-nucleotide messenger RNA. RefSeq lists its product as uncharacterized. The record is from RefSeq and is a predicted model, not a curated record. The transcript is spliced from 4 exons. The coding region runs from base 1 to 426 and encodes 141 amino acids. Lineage: Eukaryota; Metazoa; Nematoda; Chromadorea; Rhabditida; Ancylostomatidae.